Mucor velutinosus is the source of this 285-nucleotide messenger RNA. RefSeq lists its product as uncharacterized. The coding region runs from base 1 to 285 and encodes 94 amino acids. NCBI's taxonomy places the organism in Eukaryota, Fungi, Mucoromycota, Mucoromycetes, Mucorales, Mucoraceae. The record is from RefSeq and is a predicted model, not a curated record. The transcript has a single exon.
AUGAGGCAGCAUCUAUCAGCAAAUCAAGGACGCAAAAAAGUAUUUCAGAUUGAUCUAAAGCUCAUUGACUACAAAGAGUUGAUGGAACUUGCUGUCCAAGUGUAUGCGGCAUUUAAUGAACUAUACGACGUGUGGUUAUCUGCUGUGCAGAGCAUUGCUGAACUCGAUGCAUUGCCGGCAUUGCCAAAGGGAUCUAUGAACAUUGGAGGUAAGGUGUCUCGUCAUUUACUGGUAAUUAUAUCAUACAUGCGUUCUACCAGAGUAAAGUAUCUCGAUAUUAUGUAA